UUAGUUUCACAAUUAAUUCGACGCAUUUCGUUAGAGGCACUUUAGCUUAUUGACACUUGGAAAGCUUUGAAUAAAACACAAGCGAAUAAACUGCGCGCCAGAGCACAACAUGAAGCUCAGCGUGGUUUUACUAAUACUAAACUUUGGUGCAACUCUACUCCUAUUAACCCAGGCUUCACCCUACAGUCCAUGGCUAACUACACAGAAUCACGGUCCACUCUAUGAAGGUGUGAAGCUGCUCGUUUCGGACGCCGAGUUUCAGGCGGAGUUGACUUGGAAUGAAACUGAAUUUCAGCUGCUUGAAGCGGUAACUGCUAUGCAGGGCACCCAGACACUACUCGAUGACUAUGAACCACUAAUAGAAGAACGUCUUAACGCACGGCUACUCGCUACGCGUUCCAACACCGCUUACCAACACUGUUACUUGCAACACGAUUACGCCAUUGAAACGUUUGAGCAAGAACUUACGCUUAAACUCCAGCGCUGCAGAGCAAAAUUGACACAAAGUUUAACUGUUUUGCAGGAUGAAUCCAAUAGUGAGCUCAAUUUCAUACGUGAUGCUGCAGCAGAAGCGCGCGAUGUGCUUGAAAUUUGUAAUGUGGCUGAGCUGAAAGGUAGAGCGAGCGAUAGCGAUCACGCUGGCAUAACGAUGUGUGUGAUCAGUCGAGUUGGUGCGCUGGAUCAACAUCUCUCGGCGGCAGCUGAAAGCUUCUUAGAUUUACUCGCCACGGAGGUGAGCGCUGAUGAUGCGGCUGAGGGCAAUAGCUGUGAAGCAUUUGAGGAACUGCGUCAGCUAUUCGAUACCGUUUAUGCAGACAUUAGUGAGUGUGUGGGAGAGUGGGAUGUCUGAGAAUUGAAAUAUAUGUAUAUAUUUAUCUGAAAGCUUA
Zeugodacus cucurbitae (melon fly) is the source of this 887-nucleotide messenger RNA. RefSeq lists its product as uncharacterized. The transcript is spliced from 2 exons. The coding region runs from base 110 to 850 and encodes 246 amino acids. NCBI's taxonomy places the organism in Eukaryota, Metazoa, Arthropoda, Insecta, Diptera, Tephritidae. The record is from RefSeq and is a predicted model, not a curated record.